AUGUCGUCCGGGCCACCUCCACCCCCAAAUCGCUACAUCACCACCAACAGCUUGUUGGGCAAAUCGACGUUCUCUUCACUCCCGCCCAGUCUGGUUGAGGAGGCAGAUCUGGGUGGAGCCGUCCAGCGCCUCGUCUACUCGAGUCUCUCAUCACCUUCUCUGACCAAGUCCGCCGAUCUUGAGGGCUACAAGUCGCUUUUGCCAAAACCAACAGAAUACAACCUUGUCAGACCCGACGGAGGUCCCAACGUUUGGUACCUCGACGUGCCGCCGAGCAGCUCUUCGCCAAUGCAUCGAACUGUCAGUAUCGACUUCGUGGUUGUGGUGCAAGGGCAGAUUGAGCUGGAGCUGGACGAGGGAGAGAAAAGGGUUGUGAAGGCGGGAGACGUUGUCGUGCAGCGGAGUACCAUGCACGCAUGGCACAACAGGAGUGAGAGCGAGUGGGCUCGGAUAGUUACUGUUAUAAUGCAGUGUCAAGAAGUCGAGCUUGAAAACGGGAGGAAGCUAGGCUUAGAGUUCGUAGGUUAA
Molecule: messenger RNA, 528 nt
Organism: Zasmidium cellare ATCC 36951
Lineage: Eukaryota; Fungi; Ascomycota; Dothideomycetes; Mycosphaerellales; Mycosphaerellaceae
Exons: 1
Coding region: 1-528 (175 amino acids)
Source: RefSeq, a predicted model, not a curated record